GCUCUUUCACAAGUGGGCGUUCUCAGUGGGGAUGAAUAACACUCAAGCAGAUUGUGAAAGAAAUCAGCACAAGUGGCUCAUAUGAUCUAAAACAGGUAUAAGUGGCCAUCUCAGGAGCCAAUAAAGGACUUUCGGCUUAUGCAACCAUCGGGCGCGGGGGUGCGUAAAAAUCCUCCAGCCAGCCAGCAUGCCAGACGCUUAAACCCAGGAAGACGCCCGUGCGAGCAAGUUUGGAAACGUGAAGCCGGCAGUAGAGUUGACAGCGCGCCGCCCACAGCCAGCCACUCAGCUGGAGUCGGAUCAGCCUCCGUCGGAGUUGUUUGGAGCUCAGAAAAAUAGACCGUGCGUAAAAAUCUACCAGCCAGACGCAGCGGCGGUGCCACGACAUGCAAGACUCGGCGCGCCAAGUCCGCAGAAAAGCCUCCUUGCCCGCACGGAUGUAUUGCUCUGCAAUAGCAGUUUCCUCCUAAACGGAGCGUAAUCUGAAGUAGAGGAAUGGUGGGUUCGUCCAUCCCUCUCCAUCGGCUCAGCUGCACCGAAGAACGAUGCUGAGCAAAUCAGCGGUGGGGUUUUCUCCUACAGCUACCAGACUGACUCGUUGGACACUUACCUCCAAAUUUUAAAUCAGUCCAUAAAUAAUGGAGAGCCUCAGCGAGCUCCAAAACCCUCUGCUGGACAAAACAAGCAGGCACGCGGUCCAGAACGACUACCAGGGCUACCAGUGUGACUUCUCAAACCAGCCGUACCAGGACAGCCUGAUCGAUUACUACUACACCGGGACCAGCGGCAAGCACAAGACUCCCCAGUUCUUGGACGCGACCUCUCUCCAUCUGGCUGUGGAGGCCUUUUACAGGCCCAACUUCAUCCUGUUCAAGGACGACGUCAGCCUUCACAGCAAGGACUCUAAGAGUGAGAGCUUCGAGACCACUUUCACCGAGUGUAAAGAUGCCGUCUCGUACGGAGUUCCCCCAGAAAACGCGGUGGACGCCAGUGCGCAGGGGGAGAAGGACCUGAAGAUCCAGACAGUGUCGUACGAGGUGGAGGAGGAGCAGUGUCCCGAGUAUGAGAGUGACAGCUCCAGCGACAGCGAAAGCGAAGACAACUUCAUCGUGCUGCCCCCUCGGGACUACUUGGGCCUGGCCAUCUUCUCCAUGCUCUGCUGCUUCUGGCCACUGGGCAUCAUUGCCUUUUACUACUCUCACAAGACAGGCAAGGCCAUCGCUAAGGGAGACUUCUCCAGAGCGGGGAUGAGCUCCAGAAGAGCCCUGUUCCUGGCCGCCCUGUCCAUUACGGUUGGAGCAGGGAUGUACGUGGGGGUGGUUGUUGCCCUCAUAGCCUACCUGUCCAAACCCGGACAUGUAUAGCACUGGGAGACCAAAUCCUGAGGGGGGGGGGGGGGGUAUGGAAGAGGAGGCAGCAUGGGAGGAAGGGAAAAGCUGGACGGAUCUCUGCUGCCUGCAGUAAACCUGCGUGAGAAAGAGGAGAAACUGUACAGAGAAAGACGUCCAAACCAGAGAGCAGAGGAUGGAAACGCUCCGUGUAUGGAGUAUUGCUUCAACCACAUAUUGAUCAACACAGACUCUUUAUUUCUGGUAUACGGUAUUUCCACCAAAGGAGCAAGAAAAAAAAAGAGACUACCCUCCUUUAUGCCCUUAGGCAUUCACUGCAAGUAAAUGUGAACUUUAGAAAAGAUGUUUUAUCUGUCUCAGUGUCUCGGCUACCCUGUACAUAGAUUUAUUGUUAAGCAGUUGGAAAAUCAGGUGUUAUGGGAUUGUUUUUUUUUUUUUUUUUUUGCUUGGUGAAUAAAGAAAAAAAAUGAUGACAUCACAUAAGAAGCAAGAAGAAGAUCCCAGACAGAAAGGACUAGGAGAGGGGGGGGGAAGUGGAGCAGCACAAGGCUGCAAAGCAGCGGACAUGAAGGUCAUUUGUGUCUGUUGUGUACUGUACAUUUAGUCAAUAAAUGCUCUUUGCAUGAAUAAUAAAAGACCUCCCAUGUC
Messenger RNA from Fundulus heteroclitus (mummichog), 1997 nucleotides. RefSeq names its product synapse differentiation-inducing gene protein 1-like. NCBI's taxonomy places the organism in Eukaryota, Metazoa, Chordata, Actinopteri, Cyprinodontiformes, Fundulidae. The record is from RefSeq and is a predicted model, not a curated record. Gene Ontology annotation, cellular component: intracellular membrane-bounded organelle; membrane. The transcript is spliced from 4 exons. Bases 639 to 1364 code for a protein of 241 amino acids.